This is a messenger RNA of Brachypodium distachyon (stiff brome), 1177 nucleotides long. RefSeq names its product psbP domain-containing protein 4, chloroplastic. Gene Ontology annotation, molecular function: calcium ion binding. Gene Ontology annotation, cellular component: extrinsic component of membrane; photosystem II oxygen evolving complex; photosystem II. The transcript is spliced from 5 exons. The record is from RefSeq and is a predicted model, not a curated record. The coding region runs from base 178 to 984 and encodes 268 amino acids. Gene Ontology annotation, biological process: photosynthesis. NCBI's taxonomy places the organism in Eukaryota, Viridiplantae, Streptophyta, Magnoliopsida, Poales, Poaceae.
AAAAUCUCACUUGGCAAAACAACAAGGAAAAAGGCAAAGGAUUCAGGAAACCGGAAGCAGCAGCAUUCAAGAAACCAGAAGCAGAAGCUUUCCAGAAACCAGAAGCAGAAGCAGAGGCAUUCAAGAAACUAGCUACUCCCAGCUCACAUACACUCGAUCUACACCCUUCUGGCAAGGAUGAGCAGCGCACUGCUCUCCUUCCCAAGCUCCUCCUCCUCUCUGUUCCUCACAAAGCAGAUCCCCGCUGCCAAGGGAAGGGCAGCUGCAGCUGUGAGGUGCAGCAGCGGGCCCACCCUGUCAGGGACACAUGAGGAGGAGAGUGAGAGGGUGGCCUUGGUAGGGAGGAGGCAUGCAUUAGCUUCUACAGCAGCAGCUUGUGGAGUUUCAGUGCUUGGCUUUGCAGGUGAUGGCCUAGCAGUGGUCAAGCAGGGCCUGCUGGCUGGGAGGAUCCCUGGGCUGUCUGAACCUGAUGAAAAUGGUUGGAGAACAUACCGUCGGCCAGAUGAGAAGUCCGGCGGCCACGGUGUCGGUUGGAGCCCCAUCAUCCCCUACAGCUUCAAAGUUCCUGGUGGUUGGGAAGAGACACCGGUGUCGAUUGCUGAUCUUGGCGGCACAGAGAUCGACCUGCGGUUCGGGAACCCUAAGGAGGGCCGAUUGUCUGUCAUUGUGGCACCCACUGCCAGGUUUGCAGAUAACCUUGACGAUGCCACAAUCGAAAAGAUUGGCUCGCCAGCAAAGGUGAUCAACGCCUUUGGACCAGAGGUCAUAGGCGAAAAUGUGGAAGGGAAGGUCUUGUCCACGGCAACAUCGGAAUAUUCAGGAAGAACUUACUACCAGUUUGAGCUGGAACCACCGCACAUCUUCAUCACAGCUACUGCUGCUGGGAACAGGCUCUACCUAUUCAGUGUAACUGCAAACGGUUUGCAAUGGAAGAGGCAUUACAAGGAUCUGAAGCAAAUAGCAGAAUCAUUCCGUGUAGUUUAAGGUUCCAUGGAUUCAAUCAUCACAUACUAUUUUUGUAUAAUUAGGCAAAAUGAGUGAUGCUAUAUGUAGAGUGAGGACAAGUACACAUCAUUUCUUAUGAUGAUUUCUCAGAGCUGAACCAGUUGAGCAUUGUAUGUGAACUCCUAGUUACCAAAAAAAAAGGACCUAAAGCACGCAAUUUCAGCGGCAUAAA